UCGUCUACGAGUCGGACAUCGCUACUCCCUCAGAGAAAUUGACAGCAGCUGGGUCGCCUGUGUGAGCAAACCCGAAGGACAGACACGGCAGAAAAUAAAACUCUGCCGUUGCAGUGGGCUCCCCCUUCCCCUUUCCCCCACCGUUUGAGCGAACAUAUCAGUAAAGCGACCCCGGACGAGCUCUCUGACUCCGUUUCCCCGCUUUCACAGCGGAGCGGUCAGGACUUUUGUCAGUAGCUUAGCCGAGCUAGCGGGCUAACACGACUAGCUGGGUUCAGCUACAACAAGGAAUUACAAAUAUUCCACCGAAAAACACUGAAGAAUGUCGGGGAAGGAUCAGAAUAAACAAUCCACCACCGAACGGCUCGUGAAAGCGGUGCCGUACCCUCCCACAACGCGGCUCACCAUGAAAGAGCUGUACGAGGACGGCAAGCCCAAGGUGGAGCUUUUGAAGAGCCACCUGGUGAAAGAGGGCCGCCUGGACGAGGACGUGGCCCUACGCAUCAUUAACGACGGAGCCAACAUCCUCCGCCACGAGAAGUGCAUGCUGGAAGUCGAGGCGCCCAUCACAGUGUGCGGAGAUGUCCACGGGCAGUUCUUCGACCUGAUGAAGCUCUUCGAGGUGGGGGGUUCCCCGCACAACACACGCUAUCUAUUUUUGGGAGACUACGUGGAUCGAGGCUAUUUCAGUAUUGAGUGUGUGCUCUAUCUGUGGGCUCUGAAGAUCAACCACCCGACCACCCUCUUCCUCCUCAGAGGCAACCACGAGUGUCGGCAUCUUACGGAGUACUUCACCUUUAAACAAGAAUGCAAGAUUAAGUACACGGAGCGGGUGUAUGAUGCCUGCAUGGAGGCCUUCGACUGCCUUCCUCUGGCCGCUCUGCUCAACCAGCAGUUCCUCUGCGUUCACGGAGGCCUUUCUCCUGAGGUCACCUGCCUCGACGACAUCCGGAAAUUAGACAGGUUUAAAGAGCCGCCAGCUUUCGGGCCGAUGUGCGACUUGCUGUGGUCUGACCCUGGCGAGGACUACGGCAGCGAAAAGACCUCCGAGCACUUUUGUCACAACAGCGUGAGAGGAUGUUCCUAUUUCUACAGUUACCCUGCAGUAUGUGACUUUCUGAUGAAUAAUAACUUGUUGUCAGUUAUAAGAGCACAUGAAGCUCAAGAUGCAGGGUAUCGAAUGUACAGAAAAAGUCAGACGACAGGCUUCCCCUCAUUAAUCACAAUCUUCUCUGCACCAAACUACUUAGACGUGUAUAACAAUAAAGCUGCUGUGUUGAAAUACGAGAACAACGUGAUGAACAUCCGGCAGUUCAAUUGCUCUCCUCAUCCAUACUGGCUGCCCAACUUCAUGGACGUCUUCACAUGGUCAUUGCCCUUCGUCGGGGAGAAAGUAACGGAGAUGCUGGUCAACGUGUUGAACAUCUGUUCAGAUGAUGAGCUCAUGUCAGAGGGAGACGACACCUGUGAAGGUGGUGCCCCGGCAGUCCGCAAGGAGGUGAUCCGAAAUAAGAUUCGUGCCAUUGGCAAGAUGGCCAGAGUUUUCUCUGUUCUUAGAGAGGAGAAUGAGAGCGUGCUGCAGUUAAAGGGCUUGACCCCCACUGGGAUGCUGCCUCUGGGUGUGCUGUCAGGGGGCCGUCAGACCCUCCAGAGCGCCACCGUAGAAGCAGAGGAAGCACGAGCUAUCCAAGGCUUCAAUCCUCAACACAAGAUCCAAAGCUUCGAGGAAGCACGCGGACUGGACCGGAUAAACGAGCGAAUGCCUCCACGCAGGGACACCAAGCAGCCAGACGGCACUGCCAACUCCAUCAACGCAGCCAAUUCCCCCGACAAGAAUGGCACCAACGCACAGGCGUAGUAAACUAGCAGCUACCUAGCGCUCUCCCUCAUCCUUUCCUUUCUGUCUCUUUUGUUUUUUUAUUUUUGUUUUAUUUUCUUCUCUCUGUCUGUCUCUCUCUCUUUUUUUUUUCCCCUCUCAUUCUCUCUCUUUUUGGUAGAGGUGAUGCCCCCUACAUGCUAAAAUCUCCUGGACCAUUUCGGGGAGAAUCGCACAAUACCAUGAAGAGGGCGUAGUGAAAAAACAAACCAUGGUUCUUAUUUAUUUAUUGAUUAUAGAUGAUAAGAAAUUUAAGAUCUGUAACGGUGGGAUGAAAUUGAGAUGAAUGAAUACCUACAUGAUGGAAUAUUACAUGUGUACAUAAAAUACAGAAUAUAUAUAUAUAGACAUAGCGUUGGGGUGGUGUAAGGUCAUCUUAGAUUCUGUAGUUUAAAAAGAAAAACAAACAAAAAAAAUACAAUCCAUUUUGUAAAUUUGCAUUUAUAAAUUAGAUUUACUUCUGACGGUUUUUCUUUUUCCGUUUCUUUUUUUUUUUUUUUUUUUUUUUUAACUAAGACUUGCUUUAUCAUUGUUUGUGCUCUCAGCAAAUGAAUUCUUGGCCCGAUAUAAUUAUAUUGAAUGUUUUAAUUAUGUAAUCAUUAUAUUUGUGAAUACCCAAAGCAAGAAUGAUAAUUGUUAAAGCAAAUCAAACAAAAAAAGAAGUUUUGUUAUUGAAACCAUAUGUGGGAAAAUAUCUUCAUAAUGCCAAUUAUAGCUAAGGGGAGUGCAUUAAUAACAAGUGUUGACACAUUUAUACGUACGUGUACAUUUUCAAGUGUUCCCUACCAAACAUGAUGUUUACUUAGUUUCAUUUGUUUUCUUUUUCCUGUUCAUAACUCAAACUGCACUCAUUCGUAAUCAAACGGCGGUAAAAGCAAAAACCAUCCCCCCAAAAAAUCAGGAAGGAUGGUAGGAGGAGCAAUCGCGUCUGCAUGUUUUUUGUUUACUUUCUCCCUCCAUUUUCUAGUCACGCUUUUAUCAGUCUUUGGCCUAAUUCUGCUCACUUUUAGAUGUUUCACCAAUACUACAGUUGUUAAGGCAUGAUUUUACACUUUGUUUUUUUUUUUUUUGCCUAACUGCUUAAGCAGUCAAACGAAUCCCAUACAAUGUGCGUUAAAUAGCCAGGGUGAGGUUAUACAUUUCAGAACUUGCGCAUACAUGCCUUAGAUCUCAACAUAUAUGAAACUUGUUAAUCUGAAAAUCUUCUUUCUCUUGCCUUUUUUAUUUUCUGUUUCUACAAAACAAUUCUAGCCCACAAGUUGGAUGUUUUAAAUGUUAAAACUCAUUUAAUUAGAUCUUAUUUUGUACCUAUCAACACACUUGUAAGUAUCUUCAGCGCUAGUAUUUCUAUAGCUGCGCCUGUAUUCUCUAGAGUGGACCAUUUUCCACGCAUAUGAUUGACUAAAGCCUCAUCUUUGCUUUUACCUGAAGCAAAGCGACGUUCUUUUGAAUGCUUUUACUGUGCUGUGUGUUUUGAGAAGAACAGAAUUUGCAAGAACUGUUUACCAAAUCGUCUUUUCAGAUCUUUUGUUUUGCUUUUUCGUUUUCUACACUGUACUGUUAUCAUUGCGUAAAAUCCAGCGGCUGGAGAUUUCACUGCGCUAAGACUCUGACGUCCUGUACGUUACACGUUUGAGGUCAUGUGCCAUGCUAAUAACUAUAGCAAGAGUCCUGCGCGCAGGCAUCGAGACUGUCGCUCGCAUGUAUUUUUUCAUUUUAUUUAACGCCGCAAGCGGUUCAGGACUUGCUUGCGCUAAACUCCAUUUUACGUGGUGCACAUCUUAAAACGAGACUCGGCGAGGGGAAACCUGCAUGUUAUCAUUAAUGUAUUUAAAAGUAACUCUCUCAUCCAAAGAAAAGAAAAUCAGUGUUUUAAUGUAAUAUAUGGCUUUAUCAUUUAAAAAACAAAAACAACAAAAAAAAUAAAUCUGCUGAUUGUAUUUGAUCGUUGCCUCUCCAUUCACUUGAGAAGAGGCGAGCGCUCAAUCGGCGUAGUCGUGUAGACACUCUUUAACGAAAAGAAAAAAAACCCGCCUCGUUUAAUUUAAUGCUUUACUGUUUGCGAUAUAAAACAACAACCUGAGAGAGGCCUACACCCUCAAACAGGUACCAAAAGUUGACCCCAUGACCACCUUUUCGUGUCCUCUUUUUAAGUGUUUGUCUUCAAGUCUUUUGUUUUAUGUAAUGAGCCUCAGCAAACUAUUGUUUUGUUUAGUUUCCUUCAUGUUUAAUUUAAAAGCGGAUGUCUGGUGUGGGUUUUGGGUCUGGAAGGGAGGUUUUUGUUUGAUAUUGGAGAGGAAUUGGGGGGCGUUCGGACCACCGACCCCUAUUUAGGAGGGCUUCUGUUACAAAUUCCAAACAUAUCUUGCAGAAUCUACACAAUGUUUAGACAUUUUGAUUUCAUUUUUUUUUUGUUUUGUUUCUUUCUUAAUAGCUAAUAAAAGAGGAUGGCGGAGGAGUUUGUGUCAAGUACUUGUAUUGCGAGGCCUCUAUAAAUCUUGAUUUAUGUUGAUGUAUCGCUCCAUUUAAAAAAAGAAAAA
Messenger RNA from Danio aesculapii, 4416 nucleotides. RefSeq names its product protein phosphatase 3, catalytic subunit, gamma isozyme, b (gene ppp3ccb). Gene Ontology annotation, biological process: calcineurin-mediated signaling. Lineage: Eukaryota; Metazoa; Chordata; Actinopteri; Cypriniformes; Danionidae. The record is from RefSeq and is a predicted model, not a curated record. The transcript has 14 exons. Gene Ontology annotation, molecular function: calmodulin binding; calmodulin-dependent protein phosphatase activity. Gene Ontology annotation, cellular component: cytoplasm; calcineurin complex. The coding region runs from base 323 to 1858 and encodes 511 amino acids.